Messenger RNA from Zerene cesonia (dogface butterfly), 1636 nucleotides. RefSeq names its product prolactin regulatory element-binding protein. Gene Ontology annotation, molecular function: protein binding; GTPase activator activity; guanyl-nucleotide exchange factor activity. The transcript has 7 exons. Gene Ontology annotation, cellular component: endoplasmic reticulum membrane. The record is from RefSeq and is a predicted model, not a curated record. Gene Ontology annotation, biological process: protein secretion. Lineage: Eukaryota; Metazoa; Arthropoda; Insecta; Lepidoptera; Pieridae. The coding region runs from base 164 to 1489 and encodes 441 amino acids.
AGUUUCAAAGUUGCAGGAAUCUAUCCAGUUGUUUAGCCCGUACCUGUUUUUAUUCGUGAUGUUAUAAUAAAUAAAAGACUAAUGUUGUUAAUUAUUGUAAUAGGAAAUGUUAGUUCGUUAAGAAUCAGCAUCUGAUAGAAGGAAGUGAUAGCCAUAAUUCAUCAUGUCUCGCAAUAGAUGCGAUGGUCUUCUUGCGAAGGUCGAUUUUCCCCUUUACACUCUUCAAACCCUCACGAAUCGACAUGUAAUCAUAGCUGGUGGCGGUGGAGCAUCAAAUACGGGCGUCGCGAAUGGAUUUGAAAUAUUUGAACUCUCGCACAAUGGUACCAGAUUUGUGGCAGAAGAAGUAAUGAGGCAUGAAACCGGGCCGAAUGUUGUGAUGAAUUGUUCCGUUCGUAGUGUGCAGAAUAAAAUAUACCUGGCAGCUGGGCAGGAGAGCCACUGCCAGCUGUAUAAAGUGAAUAUUCGGAUGGUGGAUGCUGCGGAGAUGAGGCGAGGUAGUUUUCGCGCGGAAAACGGUCUUGUACGUCGUCGCCGCCGAACGGUUUCCGAGAAUGAUAAUAUUUCUAAAAUGGAUAGUAAUUGCAAUACAACUGAGAAGCGAAUAUCAUUUGAAAUCCGGCCCAGUGAUAGUGUGCAAACUGACUUUGGAGAUGAUCCCUUACAGCGAGUGGUGACAGUAUGUCCGAAUGGUAAACUCAUGGCCACCGGUGGAGUGGAUGGAAAAGUCAGAGUUUGGAGUUUUCCACAGAUGCAAUUGCUGUUUGAACUUCAAGGUCAUACUAAAGAGCUAGAUGACCUAGACUUUAGUCCGUGCGGCAAGCAGCUGGUGAGCAUAGCGAAGGACGGACAGCUACUGGUGUGGGGCACCGGCGGGGCGGCGCCGCCGCUGCGCACGAUCACUUGCACCCCGCCGAAUGGGAACAAGUAUCUCUUCCGACGGUGCAAGUACGGCACGAUAGAAGACAGGCCGGACGAGUACAGAAUGUUCACAAUCGCGAACCCGCUGGUGCGCUCCGGUAAGCAGCGCGGCCUGCUGCAGCUGUGGGCGAGCGGGGCCAGCUCGGCGGCGCGCGCGGUGCUGUGCGGCGAGUCGCUGUCCGCGCUGGCCGUGCGGGACGACGGCCGGUACGUCGCCGUCGGAACCAUGUUCAGCGGCUCCGUGGAUAUAUACAUCGCGUUUAGUUUGCAGCGCGUGGUGCACGUGCCCCGCGCGCACCGCAUGUUCGUGACGGGGCUGGCGUUCCUGCCGGCGGGCGGCGCGGGCGGGGCGGGGGGGGCGGGUGGCGCGGGGGGCGCGGGCGGCGCGGAGGGGGGGCGCGCCAUCGCCUCGCGCUCCGACGCCGCGCUGCUCUCCAUCUCCGUCGACAACUGUCUUUACGUGCACACGCUGCCGCGCAGGGGUACAAUGCCCGCUUGGAUCGCCGUGGUACUGAUCAUCUUUGUACUAUUCUGUACCUUCUGUUUAUGUUCUUAUUUAGGUAUAUAACGAUGUAUUUAUAUUAAAUUUAUUUCUGUAUCUAUAAGUACCUCUGGGCUAGGUUAGGUUUUAGGCAAUCCGGUGUAAAUCGUGCUCAUAAUUUAUCAUUUAUGUUUAUAUAUAGGAUCAAUUUAAUUAAAUGAAUUACAUAUUUCA